This is a messenger RNA of Scophthalmus maximus (turbot), 942 nucleotides long. RefSeq names its product regakine-1. NCBI's taxonomy places the organism in Eukaryota, Metazoa, Chordata, Actinopteri, Pleuronectiformes, Scophthalmidae. The transcript is spliced from 3 exons. The record is from RefSeq and is a predicted model, not a curated record. Gene Ontology annotation, molecular function: chemokine activity; CCR chemokine receptor binding; DNA-binding transcription factor activity. Gene Ontology annotation, cellular component: extracellular region. The coding region runs from base 281 to 721 and encodes 146 amino acids. Gene Ontology annotation, biological process: cellular response to interleukin-1; positive regulation of ERK1 and ERK2 cascade; inflammatory response.
ACUGUUAUUAUCCUCACUGAUGACGGGUUUGAAGUGAGGCGGUGGUAUAGAGGCGGAAGGGCUGGUGCUUUAUAAGAGCAAAGAUAAAAGUUCAAUGAUCAGAAAGAAAGACAGAACUUCGCCAAAUUCAAAAGCCAAAGCCAGCGUGCACGACAUCUGUGACAACUACUCGACCUUGCAACGAGAUAAUUCUCUGUGAGCGAUUCAGGUAGUAAGCGUUUGUGCCGAGAGAUACUACAGUCAGCCACUGAAGGACAAAGCCACAGUGUCAUUUUUGAAGAUGAGAUUCACCCUGGUGUUACCGACUCUUCUCUGCUUCCUCACGUGGAUGAGCUCGGUCCAUGCAAGCCAGGGACCCGGGUCCAACUGCUGUCUCGGGUGGUCCACCACCAGAAUCCCUCUGACACAAAUUAGGAAUUACACCAUUCAGUCUGAAGGGGUGUGUCCCGUCACUGCUGUAGUGUUUCUGACGACGCGUGGAAAGACAAUUUGCUCCGACCCAAACAGUAAAUGGGCAAAAAGAGGUGUCGUGAAGGUUGAUGAGGAGGCAAAGGGAUUGCUUGAGAUGGAACAGAAUGAACAGAGAUCAACAAGUGACAUCACACCAACAGUGUCCACCACAUCGAAAAAAGCACCGGGGAAGAAAGGAAGGAGGGAAAGGAGACGGCAGAGGAACAAGUCCCAGAGCGGGAGGAAGAGGCAGAGAGACUGUGCCAGCUGAAUCACUGGAAAAGUCAAAGUUUCCACUAUCAGAGAAACAUGACUCUUUCAAACUGGACUCUUACUAUAGCACAUUAACAGUAAAGCAAUAUUAUCAUGUUGAUUAUCAAGUAUGCAGUAUAUAUCUAAAUACAUGUUGACCAAACCUUGUUGUAUAAAUGUGUAUGUGUGUAUGUCAAAGUAUAUAUUUGGACCUAUCCCAAUAAAGUGCUUCUGAGCAAA